Messenger RNA from Rotaria sordida, 4929 nucleotides. Lineage: Eukaryota; Metazoa; Rotifera; Eurotatoria; Philodinida; Philodinidae. The record is from the annotation of a GenBank genome assembly.
AUGUCAAGUGUUACUGAAAAAAUUUUUCUUAAUGAUGGACCAUUCUUAAUUAAAAUUACGGAUACUACUGUUGAUGAACAAUUAACUGAAAAUGCUUCUUUACGUAUGAUAUUACAGUGGUAUGAAAGACAUAUUUAUAGACAUUUAUAUUUACCACUUUUUCAAACAGAAUCUAAUACACCAAUUAAAUGUUCUCAUUCUGAUGCUUUAUUAGCGGCUAUUGAACUUUUGUAUAAUUUGGAUCCAACAAAUACAAAUGUACAUCUAUCAUCAACAGCAAAUUUAUUCCCUUUAAAAAGUUAUACUUUGACUCAACAAACAUUAUUACUUACUUAUGAAUCAUGGUCGUAUACACUUCGUGAUCUUUCUACGUAUUCUCCAUAUGCUCUUGAUGGUUGUCAUUUACGUCUUUUAUUUAUAAUAUAUCAACUUCUUAAAACAAUAUUAUUUAUACAUCAACGUGGUCUUAGUUGUGGUCCAAUUCAAUUAACAGAUAUUCAUAUAAAUGAACGAUAUUGGAUUCAAUUAAAACCUCGUUUUCAUUCUUGUUUAGCAACAAUUGAAUUUGCGUCUGAUUGUAGUACAUUACAUAAUAAUAAUAAUGUUGAUGAUGAUUAUCAUAAUCAUUCAUUAUCUAAACCAAGAUCACGUACAAGUAGUGCAUCAUUUUCAUCAAUACCAAAACAAAAACCUCGUAUAUCAUAUCUUAAUGAUGAUUCAUUAGUUAUAACAACAAAAAUAUCACCAAGAACAACAACAAUAUUACAUUCAUCUGUUUAUCAUGUUGAACAUCGUUAUGAAACAUAUUGUCGAACACAUAUUGAUAUUGUUGAAUUAAUAAAACAAUGGCAACUUGGACAUAUAUCUAAUUUUGAUUAUUUAUUAAUAUUAAAUGCAUUAUCUGGAAGAAAAUUUCAUGAUCCAAAUAAUCAUUUAAUAUUUCCAUGGAUAAAUGAUUUUACAAGUUCAACAUCUAAUCUUCGAGAUUUAUCACAAUCAAAAUAUCGAUUAAAUAAAGGAGAUGCACAACUUGAUUUAACAUAUAAUUACUACUCAUCAUCACUAUCAUCAUUAACAACAAAUAUUGUACCACAUCAUUUAAGUGAACAUCUUUCAUCAAUAACUUAUUAUGUUUAUAAAGCACGUCGAACAGAAAAACGAACUUUAUGUGAUAAUGUUCGUUCAAUUUGGGUACCAAAUGAAUAUCCAUCAUCAAUAGGACGUUUAUAUUUUUGGACACCGGAAGAAUGUAUACCAGAAUUUUUUUAUGAUUCAUCUUUAUUUCAAUCAAUUCAUGAAGAUUUACCUGAUUUACUUGUACCAGAUUGGUGUUCAAGUCCAGAGGAAUUUGUUGAAAAACAUCGACAAUUAUUAGAAAGUCGUGAAAUAUCAGAAAAUAUUCAUUUAUGGAUUGAUUUAAUAUUUGGUCAUAAAUUAACUGGUGAAAGUGCAGUUGAAGCAAAAAAUGUUUGUCUUCCAUUAGUUGAUCAUCAUGAAGAUUUACGUAAUGGAGGAAUUGUACAAUUAUUUCUUAAACCUCAUCCUCCACGUUUUCUUGCAUCUACAAGACAAAUGAUUGAAAAUUCAUCUUUGACACCAACAACACGUCAUUCUACAAUACUUGAUGAAGAACAAACAAGAAAAAUAAGAGCACCAUCAGCUGUAAGCAGUAGUCGAUCAAAUGAGUCAAUAUUAUUAGCUAAUGAAUUAAAUGAUACAUUUUCUCAUUUGGAUGCUAUUGAACAAUUACUUUUAUUAACUUCAAUGUCAUUUGGUAGACUUCCAUCGUCAAGUUUAAAUAAUCAAACAUCAAAAUUUACAUCAACAUUUCUUCAUGCAUGUCAACGUGAUUUACAAUAUUUUGGUGUAUGUUUAUUAGAAUUAAUUUUACUUGGUAAACAACAUUAUAUAUCAGCAAAUUCGAAUGGUUCACAACGUUUAACAACAGCUAAACAAUUAUUAGAUAAUAAUUGGCAUCUUAUUCCUAUACCAUUUCGUACGUGUCUUAGUUUGUUAUUAAUGGAUUUAACAAAUGAAAAUGAAAAUAAUAUUCAACAACAAAUUUCAAAUCGUGCUAUUAAUGUCGCAUUUUUUUUAAAUCGAUGGACAACGCCUUUUCCAUUUCCAUUUUAUUUCGAAGAACUUUAUCGAUUUAUUCAUCAAUUUGAACAAUUUGAUCAACAACUUCUUCUUAAUUUAACAUCAAUUCAACAAAAACAAAUUCAUGAUAAUAAAUUUUAUCUUUUAUUAACACAAAUCCCGUCAUUACUAUUAUCAUUACAUACUCAACAAGGUCAUGAAUUAUUAAUGCCUUAUAUUCUUCAUGGUUUUCGUCAACCAAUAUAUGGUAUACGUUGUAUUUAUUCAUUAUUUAAUCCUAUAGCAAUUGUUCUUGGUCCUGAUGAAUCACGACGACAAUUAUUAACAUUAAUACAAUCAGCACUAAAUCCAGACAAGACAACAAUUUAUCAUUGGCGUUGUUUUACACGUCGUUUUAUAAUUCAAUUAAUUGCACGUUUUAAUUUAACGAAAUUUUUACAAUGUUUUCCAAUAUUACUUAUUGAAGCAUGUUCAGGUUUUAAAGAUGAAAUUAAUCUUCGAAUUGAAAUAGAUGAUGAUAGUAAUAAUACUACAAGUGAUUCAAAUGUUGAGACAGACGAUACUUCAAAUGAACGAUCAGAUACACUUACGCCACAAGAUUAUGAUACAAGUGCUUUUGAAGCAAAUGAAGAUCAACAACAUAGUUCAAAUUUAUUAUCAGAUUCAUCUGUUGAAAGUAUUAUUUAUUUACAAAUAAAAUUAGGUCCUGUACUUGGUUGUAAAUAUUUUGGUCGACAUUUACUUCGUAUGCUUGCAUUAUGUUAUGUUGAUGAUGAACAAUUACAAUUAUUGUCAUCGGAUAAAAAUCCAUUUAAAAGUAUUCGUCCUAUACGUGGUGAUUUAAAUGCAAAGAAAAUUAUUGAUUGUCUUUUAUCACUUAUUCAAAAUUAUGGUGAACAAAUUAUUCUUCUUUUCUAUUUUCCACAUCUUAUUGAAACGAUUCGAGUAGCAAAUCAUCGAUUAACAAUUCGUACGGAAUCAGGUUUACUUAGUGGUAUUGUUUUUUUUAAAUGUAUUCUUCCAUAUAUGAGUGAUAGUACAUUAAUGACUCAUUUAACAGAUCCAAUUAAAAAUCGAAUAAUUCAUUCAAGUCUUAGUUUACUUUCAUCAAGUGCUGUACAUUUUCCAUCAUUUGAACGAGCUCGCUCCAUAUGUGCCUAUCGUAUACUCGAUGUAUUAUUUUUACUUAGUCUACGUUUGGGUUAUGAAAGUACACGUUUAUAUAUGAAUGAUUCAAUUCGAGCAUUUUUUGCUUGUUUUCAAUCAACACAUGAACCAACAGAUGAUACAAAUCGAUCACGUACAACUUCAAUUACUGGCUCUUCAACAAAUCGUCCAAAUUCUCCAACAUCUUUAUCCAGUCAUAAUACACAUGCAAGUAGUAUAGAUGGUGAUGAAUAUUGUCGAAUAACUAUUGAUAGUAUUACAAAUUCUUAUAAAAUUGAUUCACCGAUUAAACCACGUAAUUCACAUAAUAAACAAGCACGAAGUGCUAGUCAUAGUUUAUUAACGGCACCAUUUAUGGAAGAUGAUAGUUCAUCAUUAUCAACAACAAAUACUCAUACACGUGAGUCAAUACAACAAGAAAUAGACGCAACAUUUACUAGUGAAUUAGCAUGUACGGCAUUUGUUCAAUUUUGUCGUUUAUGUGGAGAUCAACAUAUGAAUUCAUUAGUAACAAGAAAUGAUACAAUUUAUGCUUGGAUAGCUGAAUUAACAUCGAAACCAGAUGUAAUGUCUCGAAAUGAUUCAAUAUCAGCGAGUGAUGUUCUUAUAUCAAUUCGUGAUCGUGAUGUUCGAUAUCAAUAUACAGAUGAAAAUCGAUUUUUACGUAAAAAUUGGCUUUCAUAUUGGGAACAUGAAGUAGGUCGUAGUGAAAAUGCAAUAUUAAGUUUUAAACAAAUACAUUUACAAUCAUUUAUUGGUCAUACAAAUGCUGUUCGUAGUUUAUGUGUACUUGAUGAUGAAUCAACAUUUAUUAGUGGUGGUCGAGAUCAAAAAUUAUUAGUUUGGAAAGUUGAAAAUCAAAAUGAUAAUGCAACAAAAGUUGAAAGUCGAUGGUCAUAUAGUGGUUAUCGUAAAUCAGUUUUUGCUAUUUCAUUUCUUGAAAGUCUUCGAUUAGCAGCAACAUGUGAUGGUUCAGUUCAUAUCUUAGAUCCAUUUCGUGGUCAACUAGUUUAUCGUUAUACACAAUCAAAAGAAACUUCAGCAUUUGCUGCAAUGGCUGCUAUGCCAGCGCCUAGUACAAAUAUUCUAGCUGCAACUAGUGAUGGAAUAGUCAGAUUUCUCGAUGUUCGAACAAAAGCUCUUGCUUAUGAAUGGAAAACAACAUUGGGUGCAGGUGGUCAAGUAAAAACACUUGCUAUUAGUCCAAAUGCACAUGCAGCUGUUAUUGGAUUUACAACGGGUACUGUUUCAGUAUUUGAUGUACGUUCAGGUGGUAUUUUAGGAACAUUAAAAGUACCUGAAGGAGAAGUUUUAAAAGCAAAUUUUUAUAGUCGUAGUCGAUUUUUUACGAGCUCAGGUGAUGGUUCAAUAUUUCUUUGGAAUACAAAAGAAUUAGCACAAGCAACACCAACAUUAUUAAAAUUACAUACUGAUCCUGCUCCAUUUGUAUUAACAACACGUAGCGGAGAAUUUAUUGUUGCUACACAAACAAAUAAAUUAUGUAUUUAUUCCAAUAUGAAAGGAGUAGCACAGAUGGAUUGUCAAUGUACACGUCUUCAAUCUGAUAACAUUAAAGGUACAAUUUCAUCAAUGGCAUUAUUUCCAGAAAAUCGUCUUCUACUUUUCGGUUCCGACAAUGGAAAUAUUGAAUUAUUAUGUUAA